CUCUUCUGCUGCUGGUGGCUGGGAACGGGUGAGGUAGCAACCCCCGCGCUUGUGCGGAGGUGUAGUGGUCCUGCGGCGCCACAGCAGAGGAAGCGGGAGACAAACACAGAUACAAACACACACGCGCGAUAGGAUUUUCGAUUGCGGGCGGCGGCCUGGUGGUGCUUGCGUGGGGAGGCACAAAAUACAGCAGCGGGCGCGCACACCCAAACGAUGCACAGCAGCGACAGCUUCAGCAACGGGGUGCAGCCGUACCUCGAGGCCUACGCCUCGAGGAGGAGCUAUGUCCCGAUCGGUGACAAGAAGGAGGAUGGGCAGAGGGGGACAAGGGACCGCGGUGCAGAGCGGGAAGGGAUGCAGCAGCUGGGCUGGAGAAGGGCUGUGGGCGUAGUCGCGAUUGUUGGCUUGUUCUGCUCCGCGGUCUCGGCAUCGAGCUCGAGGUGGAUCGCCCCCGGCGGCGGGACGUCCGCUCCCGAGCAGCCGCUGCAAGACGUGGGAAGCUCUUACCACGGCAUGUUGGAUGAUGCCUUUGAGAAAGGAAACCUCAUGGUUGGACGGUGCGAGCAUGGAUCGAACUCGUCAUCGCGAUCGGCUCUCUCCGUCUCUCUUGUGAUGGAAGUAUCCAACGUAAAUGCACGCGUUGUGGACUCGAGCUUACUCUUGACUUGUGACAGAUGUUCGGAGUCCACCGUUCCGAGAACAUAG
Ectocarpus siliculosus is the source of this 705-nucleotide messenger RNA. NCBI's taxonomy places the organism in Eukaryota, Phaeophyceae, Ectocarpales, Ectocarpaceae. The record is from the annotation of a GenBank genome assembly.